Messenger RNA from Rotaria sordida, 207 nucleotides. The record is from the annotation of a GenBank genome assembly. Lineage: Eukaryota; Metazoa; Rotifera; Eurotatoria; Philodinida; Philodinidae.
AUGAUUGAAUGUAUUGAAUUCCUUGAAUUGCCAAUUGCUGGAUCGUGUACAACUUGUAUAAAUGAUGCUUCACCAGCAUCAAAUAAACAACCAUAUAAAUUUGGUGAAGGAAAGAAGAAUUUUUAUGUCCUACCUGAUUCAACUGAUUAUAAUCAAUAUGCAAGAUGUUCAGAAUGUUUUACACAAGCAUUACAAGCAAUAAUUUAA